Messenger RNA from Ylistrum balloti, 441 nucleotides. RefSeq lists its product as uncharacterized. Lineage: Eukaryota; Metazoa; Mollusca; Bivalvia; Pectinida; Pectinidae. Bases 1 to 441 code for a protein of 146 amino acids. The record is from RefSeq and is a predicted model, not a curated record. The transcript has a single exon.
AUGAGAUGUCAGCCUCAUUGUCUCACACAAGACAAUGACAAAGCUAUGAGAUAUCAGCCUCAUUGUCUCACACAAGACAAUGACAAAGCUAUGAAAUGUCAGCUUCAUUGUCUCACACAAGACAAUGACAAAGCUAUGAGAUAUCAACCUCAUUGUCUCACACAAGACAAUGACAAAGCUAUGAGAUGCCAGCCUCAUUGUCUCACACAAGACAAUGACAAAGCUAUGAGAUGUCAGCCUCAUUGUCUCACACAAGACAAUGACAAAGCUAUGAGAUGUCAGCCUCAUUGUCUCACACAAGACAAUGACAAAUCUAUGAGAUGUCAGCCUCAUUGUCUCACACAAGACAAUGACAAAGCUAUGAGAUGUCAGCCACAUUGUCUCACACAAGACAAUGACAAAGCUGAGAUGUCAGCCUCAUUGUCUCACACAAGACAAUGA